AUGAAUCCCGUCAACACCAAGCCCUACCAGCUCCCCGCUGAUGCCACCUGGUUCAUAACCGGCUGCUCCAGCGGCAUCGGACGCGCGCUGGCCACGCACGUUGCCGCUCAACCCGGCCACCGGCUCAUCGCGACCGCCCGCAACCCUGCCAGCCUCUCCUACCUGCCCGACGACAACCCGGCCAUCCUCAAGCUCGCGCUGGACGUGACCUCCCCCGCGGCGGUGGACGCUGCCUUCCAGGCCGCAGCGGCCCACUUUGGGGAGAGCUACUACAUUGACGUGUUGGUCAACAAUGCCGGCUACCCGCUGUCCGGUGACAGCGAGGCCGUGACCGAGGCGGAGAUGCACGACGAGUUCGAGACCAACUUCUUCGGGACGGUGCGCGUCGCCCUGAAGGCCAUUGCGGUGAUGCGGCAGUCGCCCACGCGCCGGGGUGGGCUCAUCUUCAACGUCUCUUCCGUGGCGGGUGUGUGCGCCUUUCCGGGCCAUGCUUUCUACCACGCCAGCAAGUUCGCGGUCGAGGGGUGGACCGAGUCGGUGGCACGAGAAGUGCACCCUGAUUGGAACAUCAACUUCUGCAUCGUCGAGCCCGGCGCGGUCAAGACCAACUUCGAGACGACCAGCAAGAAGCACAUCAAGCCGCACGAGGCCUACGCCGCUCCCGAUCUGCCGGCCAGGCAGCUCGAGGUGUUUGUGAAGAAGGGGCUCGAGGCAGGCGUCGGAGUGCAGCCCGAGCAGGUGGCGCAGGUGCUGUAUCAGGUGGCGGCCCGCGGGGAGAAGGUCCCGCUGUGGUUGCCGCUGAGCGGGACGGCCAUCAUGCUCAUCACAGCCAAACUGCAGGGCAGACUGCAGGAGUUGGAGACUAACAAGGAGCUGAGUGCGAUCGACAAGGAUCAGGCCCAGUUCAAGCUUAACUAG
Molecule: messenger RNA, 918 nt
Organism: Aspergillus japonicus CBS 114.51
Lineage: Eukaryota; Fungi; Ascomycota; Eurotiomycetes; Eurotiales; Aspergillaceae
Product: NAD(P)-binding protein
Exons: 3
Coding region: 1-918 (305 amino acids)
Source: RefSeq, a predicted model, not a curated record